This is a messenger RNA of Drosophila serrata, 1787 nucleotides long. Its product is annotated as F-box only protein 33. NCBI's taxonomy places the organism in Eukaryota, Metazoa, Arthropoda, Insecta, Diptera, Drosophilidae. Gene Ontology annotation, biological process: positive regulation of protein ubiquitination. Gene Ontology annotation, molecular function: protein binding. The record is from RefSeq and is a predicted model, not a curated record.
AAAAUUAAUAUGUUCGGCCCAAAUCGGAUAACGAUAACAAUAUUUCUUUUUCUACACAAAAAUAUCGAUACAUUGAUAUUUUGAUAUAUUUUUCACAUCCCUAACUCUGCACUUGCAACUUUUUCCGUUUGAAACGCAAUAUUUAAUACGAGUAAUGAAUUUUAGCCAACGCCAAGCAGAAUGGCACACAAUUCCAGCAGUGGCUCUAAAUCAAGUCUUCGACUAUCUUCAGCCAGCCGAUCGACGGGCGGCGUCCAGUGUUUGCUAUUCCUGGAGACUUUCCUUCUUUCAGAAACGCUAUUUUAGAAACUUUCGCUUUCAGUUGGAUGUGGGCUGCGAUGAUCAAUUGGCUUUCUUUCAUCGCUCCAUGGCCAAUUUGGCAAAGGAACUGAUAGUGGUCUUUGACUUUCACAAUGCAUUUCAUAUCCAGAAAAUGCGACGCAUCCUGUACAAAGUGGCACGCUGUGAUAACAUCCGGGGAUUACGUUUCCAAACCCACAACGUGGGCCUCGUUGCCAUUGGGAACAUGCACAGCGAGCACUUGGCGGCCAUUGAACAAUGCUUCGUGGAGCCGCUGAAGCUGUUGCUCAACCGCAAGCGUCAGCCAUGCCAGCUGCUGGACCUUGGCGCUAUCGAGGCGCUCACCUACUAUGGCCACGACUUCCUCAAGGCCAUGGGCAAGCCCCAGGAACUGCUGCAGCUGACGCUUGCAAGCAUCAAGUACGAUCCUAGUCACUAUCCCAUCCUCUCGCUCGACACAACGUUACUGCAGAAGUGCGCCGCCCUUCAGGUGCUGUCUCUCGACUACGACACGCUCUCCGACGAGCUGCUGCACACGAUUCAGGUGCUUCCGCUGCGCAAGCUACUCAUCGCGGUACACGGCCUGGACAGCGAGGAGCAGCCGGACGUAUCGGAGUCGGCCUGGGCUCACUUUAGCGCCCAUUUUGCGAGCAUUGAGCUGGUGUUGACCCUGGUGUAUGCCUACGAGGCCAUCGAGUUGCUGCAGCACCGCGUCCUGCGUCGCAACAUGCCGAUAACCCACGUGCGGCUGCUCUUCUGCGAGCUGAUGAACGCCGAGGCCCUCGAUUGGAUGUCUAUACACCACAGCGAGACGCUGCGCAGCAUCCAAUACGUGGACUCGGCGUACAAGAACAACGGCUGUGUCGACUACACGCGCCAUGGCUACAUGCGCCAGGAUCCUUUCGUCAUGAUGGCCUGGCGAUGCAAGCGCCUCGAGGAGAUUGUGGUGCACGGCUAUAUGAUGGAUCCGCACAAUCUGGUGGGCAUUGCUCGGCUACGCGGCCGGCAGCUGAAGCGUCUCGAGGUCUCUCUGAUCGACUGGACCAGCGCCGCUUCGCUAAAUGCCUUUAAUGAGGAAAUAAGCACCUUGCUGGGGCAACAAUGGUCGCCGAUUACCCCCGAUAAGCUGCCGCCAUCGCUGGCCUUCGAUCAUGAGGUACGCGACCAGUUCGUGUACGAGAUGCUGCGCCAGGAUCUAAGCCAUUAGUAAGUCAAGAGGUCGAGAGAGUAACCAAAAAAAAAAAUGAAAAAAAUUAAGAAAGUCGUCAAGUGAAGUGAAGGGAGGGAAGUGAAGAAGUGCAGGGAAAAUCAAAAAAAACAUGACACGUGAUCAAGUCGAGCGCAUAGAAAUUAAUUUAUAAAUUGAAAAACCUAAUUACGUAGCUAAAACGAAACACAAGUGAAAAAUAUGUAAGCAAAAACGACAAUGCAUCCGUUAUAUACACUAAGUUAUCAAAAUUUUUAUAUGUAAAGCAAACGUUUCUUAA